UUGCUGCAGACACGGUGAGAACGCUGAAGCGAUGAGAAGGCAGCACGGUGUUAGCAGCAUCACGUGCAAACUCAACGUUCCUUGAAAGUGUUUCACGGCUCCUGAAACGCACGCUUAGACAAAAAAAAAAAAAGAAAUAGAAGCAGCAACUGAAGCGGCGAGAACAAAGCAGACUUGGCUGUUACACGAGUGAAUAGGAUUUCAAGGGCAGCAUGAAACUGAAAGCUCCAGCUGUCGCCGUGUUCUUCGCUCCGGUAGCGCUGGAUCUAUGGAUGUUCUCAGUGGCCGUAAAUGUUCUACCCAGCAAGCUGAUCACAUUGACGAAGGAUCACACAGAAGAGUACAUCGAAAGUCCGAACUAUCCCGAUGACUAUUACCCUCAAGACACACAAAUUCAAUACAAAGUUGAGGUGAAGAUGGGAAACCACGUGCUCCAGGAGAUGGCCCGGAUCCAGGUGACGUUCGAGGUGUUCCUGAUGGAGCGCAGUGCCUUCUGCCACAAGGAUGGCCUCGAUAUCGUCGACAGAACCGGAGAAGUGAGAGCGUACUGCGGUCCACAGAGCGGCCGCAACUUUCUGAUGGAGGACAGCGUCAUCAUUAUGCGCAUGUACACGGACGCAGAAGGGCGCGAUCGUGGCUUUCGUAUCCGGGUUCGCCUGCACCAGUCACCCUGCGGGGGAAUCUUGCGGCCUCUCCGGUCGGGAUAUAUCACCACGCCCGACUAUCCGUACAGUUACGGGGCGCACAGGUUGUGUGUGUGGAGGAUACAGGCCACCUUUGGUAUGCGCAUCAAGCUCAGCUUCGAUGGCUACUUCGAUAUUAGAAGCGAUGACCAUGACACCUGCUUCAUGGACUAUCUCGAGAUUAGCCGGUCGGGCAAAUUCGAAACUGACUCACAGCGGUACUGCGGACAGACGCGGCCCAAGACGAUCAUGUCUACUACUAACAAGGUUGAGCUGAAGUUUGUGAGUGACUGCUGCGAGGAGGGACGCGGUUUUAAACUGCGCUAUGACGUCAUUCCAUCUUGGUCUGUUGUGCCUACACCAGCCACCGAUAGGUACCGGCCAGUACCAUGCCACAUGGCAGAUUGCGGCAAACCACAGGAGCUGCUUCCCAGGAUUGUCGGUGGUCAAGAGUACACCGAACACAAACACCCGUGGCUUGUGGCUAUCUUCGACAAGUACAAUGAUUUCAUCUGCGUCGGUAGCCUGGUCUCUCCGCGCCACGUCCUGACCGCUGCUCAUUGUUGCGAUGGCCAAAAGAGCCUCAGCGUCAAGACGGGCGUGCAUCGUCUCACCGAUGGCCCACACCAAGCAGUCCAACGCUGUCACAUGCACCCGCACUACAGGAAGCGCAACCUGGCUAACGACAUCGCUCUUCUGGAACUCGCCAUCAGCGUCAACUACAACGAGUUUCAGAGGCCAAUCUGUCUUCCUCUGGACGCCAAAGACCUGGUGGGAAAGGAUGGUGUCAUCGCCGGAUGGGGACGAGAAUCUUACGGUGGCCGAGACAGACAGACGCCGAAGGAGGCCUCGGUCCCUUUCGUCUCCCAGUCAGAGUGCACGACGAAAUACGGCGCCAUCAUUCUCGAGUCGAACGUCUGCGCUGGUGGGAACGCGGAAGACGCUUGUCAGGGUGACAGCGGAGGGCCGCUGAUGUCGUCUGCGCACGCUCCCAACCGGGUUGUCCAGAUGGGCAUUGUCUCGACGGGCAUCGGAUGCGGCCGCAAGGGACACCCGGGCAUCUACACCAGGAUCACUUCGUACCAUGACUUCAUCUACAACUUAACUCGCCAGCAAUGGUGCACAGUGCAGACGAGGCGUGUUGCGGAAUAAUCAGCGGGUGUCGAAGCACAAUAGACGCAUCGUGGAGAGGAAGAAGCUGUAGCUACACAUAUUUCUGCUCCACGCAUGAUUUCAGGAACGCGGCAGACAACACCAUUUGUGAAAUAAAAGAAAAGUAUGAAAGUUGCCUUUGCACGUGAACAGCAUGAGAAAUUCAGCGCAUUUUUUCAUCAUAUCAAACUUGACACACUUGGGGACUAUUCGACUCUGAGACAUUGCAUCAUCGCUAUGUGAGCAAUCAAUUCGGCACGGAAUGCGGAUGUCAUGUAACACUGGCGCCCUCGCCUAACUAGUUCACUUUCACUCUACAGCAGACAUUGUGCAACAAGUCAACUUCUGCAAAUGUUAAAGAAUAAAUAUAUUAAAACAAC
Molecule: messenger RNA, 2215 nt
Organism: Dermacentor silvarum
Lineage: Eukaryota; Metazoa; Arthropoda; Arachnida; Ixodida; Ixodidae
Product: tryptase
Exons: 13
Coding region: 213-1835 (540 amino acids)
Biological process (GO): proteolysis; complement activation
Cellular component (GO): extracellular region
Molecular function (GO): serine-type endopeptidase activity
Source: RefSeq, a predicted model, not a curated record